GCCGCCGUUGCGCAGAUCCAGGCCGCGGCUGCGGGUAGGGCGACGGAGCUGGUGACCUUCUGGAAGCGGGAGCGAGUUUGGAGGCCUGGGGACACUGAGCGCCGCCGCCGCCAUGAACAACUCAGGCGCUGACGAGAUCGGUCCAUUUGGGAGCAUGGUAGUGGACUUGGUGUUCAGCUGAGGGACCAUCCCUUAGGAUAAGCAGGAAGCUCUUUGUGGGCGGUCUUGAUUGGAGCACAACUCAAGAGACUCUGCGCAGCUACUUUUCCCAGUAUGGAGAAGUUGUGGACUGUGUGAUUAUGAAGGAUAAGACCACCAACCAGUCUCGUGGCUUCGGGUUUGUCAAAUUUAAAGACCCGAACUGUGUGGGGACAGUGCUGGCCAGCAGACCACACACCUUGGAUGGCCGGAAUAUCGACCCGAAGCCAUGCACCCCCCGGGGGAUGCAGCCGGAGCGGACGCGGCCGAAGGAAGGAUGGCAGAAAGGACCCAGGAGCGACAGCAGUAAGUCAAACAAGAUCUUUGUCGGCGGGAUUCCGCACAACUGUGGAGAGACCGAGCUCAGGGAGUACUUCAAGAAAUUCGGAGUGGUCACCGAAGUGGUCAUGAUCUAUGAUGCAGAAAAGCAGAGGCCUCGAGAUUUCUCUUCUCCAGGUGCUAAAUUAUAUCACACAGGUUUUGGAUUUAUUACUUUCGAGGACGAACAAUCAGUGGACCAGGCUGUCAACAUGCAUUUUCACGACAUCAUGGGCAAAAAAGUGGAGGUUAAGCGGGCAGAGCCUCGGGACAGCAAGAGCCAAGCGCCCGGGCAGCCGGGCGCCAGCCAGUGGGGGAGCCGCGUGGUGCCCAGCGCCGCCAAUGGCUGGGCAGGCCAGCCCCCACCCACGUGGCAGCAGGGCUAUGGCCCCCAAGGAAUGUGGGUGCCAGCAGGACAGGCAAUUGGUGGCUAUGGACCGCCCCCCGCGGGGAGAGGAGCCCCCCCGCCACCGCCACCCUUCGCCUCCUAUAUCGUGUCCACACCUCCCGGCGGCUUCCCCCCUCCUCAGGGCUUCCCACAGGGCUACGGCGCCCCGCCGCAGUUCAGUUUUGGCUAUGGGCCUCCACCCCCUCCGCCGGAUCAGUUUGCCCCUCCUGGGGUCCCCCCUCCACCUGCCACGCCUGGGGCGGCGCCUCUGGCCUUCCCGCCCCCCCCAUCGCAGGCUGCCCCCGACCUGAGCAAGCCCCCCACCGCCCAGCCGGACUUCCCCUACAGUCAGUAUGCAGGUUACGGGCAGGACUUGAGUGGCUUUGGACAGGGCUUCUCUGACCCCAGCCAGCAGCCCCCCUCUUACGGGGGCCCCUCCGUUCCCGGCUCGGGGGGUCCCCCCGCCGGUGGCAGCGGCUUCGGACGAGGUCAGAACCACAACGUGCAAGGCUUCCACCCCUACCGACGCUAGGACCGCCAGGACGCCCACCGUGCAGCGCCGGAGCGCAGCAUCGGGACCUGGACUGUGACAAUCAGACCUGUCGGGAAAUCGCGACUCAGCUGGGGGGAGGCCAAGGCAAGGCGGCUGUGGGUGUCCGGGCCGCAGUUUUUAGGGCGUUUCUUUCUCUGACCCAUCAGCACAAUAAAAGAGAAGUCACUGGUUCAACAACAGGGUUUAAAAAUGUCUUCAGCUUUAAUUCAAGACUGCAGGUUUUCUUUUCCUUCCUUGAUUUUGAGAUUUAUUUUCCUGAGCCUUUUGUUUUACCGUAUAUUGUAAACUUUUAUGUUAAAAAAUAUACCUUUACAAAUUGUGAGAUUUUUAAGAGAAAUUUUCUACGAUGUAUAUUGGCUUAUUUUUUAAUUUAAAAUGGGGUUUGGUUGGCACUGGUGGGGGUGGGGCGUUUUUAUCCCCUCACCCCUGGCUUGGGGUUGGGACUUGUUGGUCCAGAAACUCUGGGAGCUGAAGAAGAAAUCUACUGAGUGCUUUUGUUUUUUGUUUACUCCUUGCUUUUGCCAGCCGGCUGCCUGGUGGCAUCUGUGAGGCAGGUGACACCUGCCGGCCACCUGGCCCACACUGCAGCAGCGCUGACGCUGAGGUGGCAUGGACCCCGCGCAGUGGGCGAGGCCUUGCUGGAAGGCCACCUCCCUCAGGCACGUGGUUGGGGCACUUCCCAUUGACCAGUUUGACCCUGGUUUGAAUAAAGACAAGUGCGUUUGGAUUAGA
Molecule: messenger RNA, 2189 nt
Organism: Cavia porcellus (domestic guinea pig)
Lineage: Eukaryota; Metazoa; Chordata; Mammalia; Rodentia; Caviidae
Gene: Dazap1
Product: DAZ associated protein 1
Exons: 14
Coding region: 300-1436 (378 amino acids)
Biological process (GO): regulation of translation; central nervous system development
Cellular component (GO): cytoplasm
Molecular function (GO): mRNA binding
Source: RefSeq, a predicted model, not a curated record